Molecule: messenger RNA, 1887 nt
Organism: Fusarium odoratissimum NRRL 54006
Lineage: Eukaryota; Fungi; Ascomycota; Sordariomycetes; Hypocreales; Nectriaceae
Exons: 6
Coding region: 1-1887 (628 amino acids)
Source: RefSeq, a predicted model, not a curated record
AUGUCCUCUAACAACGAAUGGCGCGCUGGAGAAUUCGGCGUCAGGCCUGUACGAGUGGCUAACUGUUCCGGUUACCAUGGAGAUCCCGCCAUUGAGAUGUAUAAGCAGGCUACGUUGGGCGAUGUUGACUUUAUCACUGGUGACUACCUCGCUGAGGUCAACAUGGCCAAUAAUGCGGAGGCAUAUGCGAGAGGACAACAUCCAGGCUACGAGGCUACUGCAUUGAAAGGCCUUGAACUUUCGAUCGAUGCCAUCGCAGAGAAGCGGAUCAAAGUUGCCAUCAAUGGUGGAGCACUCAAUCCUGAAGGUCUCGCUGUGAAAGUAGCAGCUUUGGUUGGCGAAAAAGGUUACAGUCUCAAGGUAGCCUAUGUUUCCGGUGAUAACGUGCUUCCCAAGCUCGGCAAACACAUGCCGCAAGACAGAGAAAACGCGUUGGCUCAUCUUGAUUCUUUAAAUGAUCAUGUUACUCUCACUCCUGAGACCUACAUAUUCGCCAAAGGCGGCGAUGAACCUCGGGAAAUAGUGUCUGCUAAUGCCUAUCUCGGUGCCCACGCCAUAUAUGAAGCAUUUCAACACGGUGCCGACAUCAUCAUAUGCGGCCGAGCUUCUGAUGCCAGCCCCGUUAUCGCCUGCGCAUGGUACUGGUGGUCUUGGAGCAGCACCAACUACAAUGAACUGGCUGGGGCCUUAGUCGCAGGACACUUGAUUGAGUGCUCAGCCUAUGUCACCGGCGGUAACUUUGCAGGCUUCGGCGCUUUUGAUCUUGAGAACUUUGUUGACCCUGGUUUCCCGAUUGCUGAGAUUGCGCAAGAUGGCUCUUGUGUCAUCACGAAGCAUGAGGGUACAGGCGGUAUGGUCACUGUUGAUACGUGCAAGUCUCAGCUCGUUUAUGAGUUGCAAGGCAACAUGUACAUUAACAGUGAUGUGAAAGCCUACUUGGAAGAUAUUGAGAUGGACCAAGUUGGUGAAGACAGAGUUCGUGUUCACGGAGUCCGCGGUGCGCCACCACCAGAUACCACUAAGCUCGCACUCUUUUACAAAGGGGGCUACGAAAUGCAGGCCUUGUUCAAUGCAACGGGUCACAACUUUGAGCAAAAGUUUGCCCUUCUUGAAAAGCAAGUUCGUUUUCAUCUUGGUGAAGGGAAGCUCAGUCAUCUCGACUUUCUCGAGUUUCAGAGGAUUGGCGUUCCAGCUGUGAACCCUGCCAACCAAAACAGCGGUACGGUGUAUCUCCGCAUUUUCGCUCAGUCAACGAAGGUAGAAGCUCUUCAGGCGAUUAUGAUGGCCAUUGGAAACAUCUCAUUGAAGCAUUACUCGGGGUUCCACAGCUCUUUGGACUUCCGCUCUGCUAUGCCUCGUCCAUAUCUGGCAUAUUAUCCAGCUCUUUGGCAGCAAGCCAAACUUGAAGAGAAGUUCCAUUUUGUGAAUGUAACUGGCACAGCGAAAUCUUUCAAGACUACACCUCCUCCUCGGUUUGAGAUUAUGGAAGAGAGGGCAUCUUAUGACACCAAAUCGCCAACGCCUCUUGAGGGUGGAGUUCUUGAAGUGCGAUUGGGUAGUAUCGCCCUUGGCCGUUCUGGAGACAAGGGCGCCAAUUUGAACUUUGGGCUGUUUGUUGACACGCAGGCCAAGUGGGACUGGCUGCGCUCAUUCCUGUCUCGAGCCAAGGUACAAGAGCUUUUGGGAGAAGACUGGCGUCCAGAGUUUUCCAUUGAGCGUGUUGAGUUUCCCAGGAUCUUUGCUGUGCAUUUUGUUGUAUAUGGUAUUCUUGGUCGUGGAGUCAGUAGCUCAAAGCGAUUAGAUGGGUUUGGAAAGGGUUUUAUUGAUUACUUUAGGGAUAAGGUUGUUGAAGCGCCCGCCUCUAUCUUGCAACGCAGCCAUAUCUAG